AUGUCUACACGGCUGCCGGUCGCCUCUUCCACAAACAGGAGCGGCUACAAAGAUCUGAUGGUCAAACUGACCGAGGGGCAGUAUGUGCUGUGCAGGUGGACUGAUGGACUCUAUUACCUUGGCAAGAUCAAGAGGGUCAGUGGCUCCAAGCAGAGCUGCCUUGUGACCUUCGAAGAUAACUCCAAGUACUGGGUCCUCUGGAAGGAUAUUCAGCAUGCUGGUGUCCCCGGAGAAGAGCCCAAGUGCAACAUCUGCCUGGGAAAGACCUCGGGACCCCUGAACGAAAUCCUCAUCUGUGGCAAAUGCGGGCUAGGCCCGGAGAGGGGCAGCCCCCUGCCGGCAGCCUCGGGCUCGUCGAGUGGCCCCAAGCUGGGGGCCUGAGCCUGUGUCCUGCCCCUCCUCCCAGGCUUCCUCGCCCCUGGCUGUGCUGACCCCAUGUUCUGGUUGGCCCUGCAGAAAGGGGGUGCCCUGAAGAAGGGAGCCAUCGCCAGGACGCUGCACGCCGUCAAGAUGGUGCUGUCCUACAACCCGGAGCAGCUGGAGUGGGAUUCCCUGCACAGGACCAACCAGCAGCAGUGCUACUGUUACUGCGGGGGGCCUGGCGAAUGGUACCUGAAGAUGCUGCAGUGCUACAGCUGCCGGCAGUGGUUCCACGAGGCCUGCACGCAGUGCCUUAGCGACCCCAUGAUGUUCGGAGACCGGUUCUAUGUCUUCUUCUGCACGGUGUGUAACCAGGGCCCCGAGUACAUCAAGCGCCUGCCCUUGCGCUGGGUUGACGUUGUCCACCUGGCCCUCUACAACCUGGGCGUGCAGAGCAAGAAGAAGUACUUUGACUUUGAGGAGAUCCUGGCCUUCGUGAACCACCACUGGGAUCCUUUGCAGCUCGGGAAGCUGACUGGUACCCCGGCCUCGGAACGCGCGUCGCACCUGCUCAACGCGCUCAACAGCUACAAAAGCAGAUUUCUGUGCGGUAAGGAAAUCAAGAAGAAGAAAUGCAUCUUUCGCCUGCGCAUUCGUGUCCCGCCAAACCCCCCGAGCAAGCUCCUGCCAGAGAAAGUACCAGGCUUGGGCGAGAAUGGCACUUCGGAGCUGAAGAAGAGAGGAAAAAGCAAAUACGCCCAUAAAAAUGGUUUGCUGCCUCACGAAUUUCAACAGCAGAAAAGGCGAGUUGCUAGAAGAAAAAGAUCAAAAUUUUUGUUGGAGGAUGCUAUUCCCAGUAGCGACUUCACGUCGGCUUGGAGCACGAACCACCACCUGGCCAGCAUAUUUGACUUCACACUGGAUGAAAUUCAGAGCCUAAAAAGUGCCAGCUCCGGGCAGACUUUUCUUUCUGACCUGGAUUCCACAGCUGCUGCCAGCACGUCUGGCUCCGCCACAACGAGCCUGUCGUACGAAUCGAGGAGGAACAUGGGCAGCCGGAAACGGAAGUUGGCGGUGAAAGCCUAUGCCCCCAUAGGGGGGAAGAGAAAAGGCGUCGAGCAAGGCGGGCACCUGACCGGCUGCGCUUCGGAAGGCAGCGAGGCGGCGUGCGCCCCGGAGCGCCCGGAUGACGGAAUCGACAGCCACACCUUGGAGAGCAUCAGCGAGGACGACUCCUCCCUCUCCCACCUCAAGUCCUCCAUCACCAACUACUUUGGAGCAGCCGGCAGGCUGGUGUGCGGGGAGAAGUACCAGGUGCUGGCCCGCAGGGUGACGCCGGAAGGGAAGGUCCAGUACCUGGUGGAAUGGGAAGGGACAACCCCAUAUUGAUCCCUCUGGCUUGGACCAGCCUGGGGAAACCUUACCUAGAUCAUCUACAAAACCCGUGACCGAACCCAAGGAGGUGAGGGAUGUGGAGGAGCCAGGCUCCUGCGGUGGGCGUGCACCGAUGGGGGAGGGCUUUGAAAGCUCUCCUUGCGCUUAGCGCAACUUGGGCAGGAGAGGUGUGACAGGAAUGCUUCACCGUCUGGAGCGGGCGCUGCGCCGGACUUAGGACAGGGGCUAGCAGAGGCAGUCGGACGCGUCCAGACGUGCGGCGAGCCGCAGCAUCGGGGGGGCUGAAACGGAGAGACUUCCUCUUGUGAAAGAUGGGUAUUCGAUCAGUCCUGUAGACACAACGGCCGUUACCUCGUGAUGCUUCCCUGAGGGACCUUUUGGCUGAGCCAAAGAGGAAUUGAAAGCACAUAAUGACGGGGCUUCUCAUCGUGACGCUCUGCUGCGCCAGAGAAGCCGGAUAGGCCCGGCCGAUCCACCCAGCGUGGGGCUAAUGAGAAGGCAGGAACGAGAGAGGUUGGAAGGGCGACAGGCAAACCCAUCCGUACGGCGCUCACCCCGUCAUCCCCUCUAGUAACCGUAACAAGGCUGCUCUGCAGAAGAACCACCGCGAAGUCCGCCCGUGUCUUAUCACAUCAAGCCUUAAAGAACAGACCCAACUGGUCUUGUUACUAAAGCAAAAAGUACUUGCCUAGCCCGUUCUAUAAGGCCUAAGCACCUGAGUAUCACGUUCUCGGGCUGAUAGAAAUCGCUGGGCAAGCUGAUUCCUGCCAAAGCAAUUGUAUCGUAUUUACCCCCUCCUCGUAAACACUGCAAUGAAUGGAUAAUUUUAAAAGAGCACAGUUGCCCUGUCUGUGUAGAUCUAGAUACUUUUAGGCCUGUCACUACCAGCCUUCCCAGCCACAGGACCGAUUGGCAUCCCGGUUGCUCUUGUCCCAUGACCGCGCGAUGUAAAAUGAUGCGGCAGCUCCAUUGGCUUAUUUUUCUGACAAUCACAGUCUUGGGAUGACGCCGAUGAGGUGAGCUUGCCUUCCGGCCGAGAAGGGCGUUGUUUUGCACUGGUGGCGCCUUCACUGAAAUGGACGCUGUGGCGUGUGUUUUUGAAAAGAGCGUUGUGAUAAAUGCUGCCACACGAGUGGAUACGUCUCUCCACCCCUCCCCUCCCCCCGCAAAAAAAAGCCCCAUCCAGACAAAAAGCAAAAGAAAGGAAAAGUGGCUGCGUUUCAGUGAAUGAAAGAGAAUUGUUUGGGUAAGGAGAGGGAAUUGCUGCUGCUGCUUUUGGAUACGUAACAAUACCUAAUGCUAUUUGUACUUCCCGACAUAUACCAGCUGAACCAAAUCUUUCUAUUUAGUGCUGCAUGAUUUCCGUCUUUGUUGCUUUUGCAUCUAGAGUGGAAAAAGAGGAUGUAGCCUUGCAGGGCAAGGAAGGGAGAGGAAAUGCAGUAGCUUGAGAAUCAGAAGAAUGAAUGUAAUAAAUUAUUGGAAGGCGAGCCAUGUUUUCCAUUCUGGGAUUCAGAAAGUGACUUGCUAAGCUGAAUUCUGGGAUUCAGUUUGCCUGCCUAAUAAUUGCCACUCUUGUCUAACAAAAGUGACGUUGUCAGGUAAUUUGGAUGCAAAAUUUAGGCUGUUUAAAAAUGUAUCUAUACUUUUACACACUCUAAUAGCAGUAGCCAUGUUUUUUAGAUGAUUCUUUUAAACAUUUAGUGAAAAGUUAUUCACAUUUGCUAGCCGGGUGGUUAUGAACCCAGAGUGAAACUGACAAUAAACAAGUGACUAGUUGGGUGGGGUUGUAUAUUUUUAUUGGGACAGUUUUUGAUGCUGAAAGACAAGCUUUGGAGAUGCACGGAGCUUUACUUCAGAUAACCUGAAUGAAGUUGGUCUGAUCCAAGAUACAACUUCACCCCACUUGUCUCUCUAAAACAAUGGGAUUACCACAGCUCUGACAACACUGCAGCUAAACAAAAGUGAAACUGACAAGCCUUCUUGACAUUGUCCGAACUGAGUGAAAUACACAAAUGUAAACAUCAUAAAGGCAAAACAAACUAGAGUUUGCAAAUUUUCACCUUUAAUAACCCUGAAAGGACCUGACUGAAAAGAUGAACUGAAAAGCUCGUUUUGUUAGGGAAGGAAACCCCAGCUUUAUUUAAGAUCACGAAUCAUUCAGUGUGUAAUUCUCCCCUAACUGAUGCUGGUGUAAAUCAAGAGUAAAAACAGGUGAGAGGAGAAAAUUGGGCUCCGUUUUUAAGAACAUCCAUAAUAAAAGCAGCACUUCCCCAUUGACAGCCAAACGAAUGGCACAAGAUCACCUUAACUGAACGGGCCGGUGUUACAAACCAAAGGCCCAAAUGAUGUGAGUUAACGUAAAUCAUGGAUAACCCAGGUUGUUGGGUUUUUCUUUAAAUGUAGCCCUCAAAACUUGAAUUAAGGUUUUCUGUAGCCCGAGUGGAUCAUAUGGCUGAGACCUAGAAUGGUGCAUACUGCUCCUUUGCGGUGUUUUGCGAGUUAGAGAUGCAGGGCCAGAUUCUGACCAAAUGUACAUUGGUGUGUCCGAAAUAUUUCCAUCGCUUUCAGUGGAGUUUCUCAAAAUUUUCUUUCUAGUAACUAGGAUCAGAAUCUGGCCUGUCAUCAGCUGCUAUAACAAAAGAUGUGCCUGAGUGUUCAUUGUAGCAGGGUUGUUGUGUUUGUUUGUUUUUUAAUUCAAGCCUUUCAAUUAAUUUGUCAGUAAUGAUCUAGCAACUCCUUAAUGGAAAAGCUGCCACCUGUUCGUAAAACGUGGAGCCUGGCACUGAGACUGGAUUUGAACCCAGCAAAUGGAAACUGUGACUUUUUAAAAAGUCGGUCCAUAGUACAUCUCUAUGUUGUACUGUAUGUUGAGGCUUGGUCCUACGCUACUGUCUUAUGUGGUUACACCAACAUCAUGCAGGAUUUUCCACACCCGUGAGCGACGCAGUUACAGGCACCUAAUGGCCGGUGUAGCUAGUGCUGUGUUGACGGGAGAGCAUCGCUGGUGAGCAUAGCCCAUGCCUGUCAGGGAGGUGGUGUGUCAAUGGGGGAAGCGCUCCCGUUGCUGUAGGUAGCGUCUUCUCUCUAAGUGCUGCAAUGGCGUAGCUACACGGCCACUGCAAAUGUUCCCGUUGGCUUCCCUUACUCCUGGCAAGAGCAGGAGUACUGGCCGCCAGCAGGGGCACCUGCUGAGUUCCAUUGAGCGAGUCUUAACUAGACUCACUCAAUUGAACCCCAGAAGAUCGAUUGCAGCAGCGGCCAUCUUC
This is a messenger RNA of Pelodiscus sinensis (Chinese soft-shelled turtle), 5021 nucleotides long. The record is from RefSeq and is a predicted model, not a curated record. NCBI's taxonomy places the organism in Eukaryota, Metazoa, Chordata, Testudines, Trionychidae.